This is a messenger RNA of Anopheles nili, 1975 nucleotides long. RefSeq names its product zinc finger protein 250. The coding region runs from base 1 to 1884 and encodes 627 amino acids. The record is from RefSeq and is a predicted model, not a curated record. Gene Ontology annotation, cellular component: nucleus. The transcript has 3 exons. Lineage: Eukaryota; Metazoa; Arthropoda; Insecta; Diptera; Culicidae.
AUGUGCACCAAAAGCUUAUCAUGUAUUCUGUGCGGUCAGCCAAAUUUUCCUAGCAUCGAUGCGCUUCGUGUUAGUCUGCUAAAAGUGACGGCACGACCCUUAAAGUGUCCGAUAUGUGGUGACGAGCUGCUUGGUUUAGACAAGCUCACAAUCCACCUGUUUGGGCAUUCAUUGCUCGAAGACCAACAAAGUGAAUUUUUAGCAUCGACUCAGACGUCGAUGAGCGAACUCCUUUCAGAUACCAGCUUGGAUGUAAAUUCUUUCAAAAGUUUGCGUAAAGCUAGGAAAAAAUCUUCAAUCGAAACGGAUAUGAAACAUCAAAAUGGUAGUGUCUCACACUCUGGCAAAACGUCUCCAACAAUUGGAAAUAGUCAGUGUUGCUCCAACGCAAAUCACUGUUUCGAAUGUAACGUCACAUUUCGUAACUCUGCAUUGCUCAAGAUGCACCGGGAGGUGUUCCACGAUGCUAGUAACAGUACUCAUACAAGAGUAUCACCAUCAAGGGUUAACGCCUCCGAUAAACCAUUUCACUGUCACAUUUGUCCAAAGGAAUUCAAAAUGAAAGGAUCACUGAAGAUUCACAUGCGGGUCGUGCACGAAGGUGGUCCCAAAAAAAUUUGCUUAGAGAACGUAAGCCCUCAUGCCGUUGAAGCUGAUGCAACUGCAAUUGCCUCUGUGGCAACUGACGAGAUAGCGCCAGACAACCGUACAAAUGAUGUAGAAAACCUUUCUCCGUUAGUUUCUUUGCAAACGAUUGGCCAGCAGCAAAGCAUUGCCGUGUUUCGACCAGAAUUGCCCCCGUCUAGUAAUGUGGAGUCUACUCAACUUCCUACGGAAGCACACAUCAUUCAAAUAAUCGAUCCUAGACAGCUGGCACAAGUGGUUUAUCUCCCGCCAAAUAUUGGAUCACAGCCUACAGCUGCCAUCCAAGGUAGCGCCAAUAAGCCCGGAGAACAGCAAACUAAGGAAACCUUUUUGCUUCCUUCUUCGCCUCCACAACCCCAGCAGGUCCACGACAAUAUAAAACAAUGGGAGUGUGACGUGUGCCGAAAAUCUUUCACGACGAAAUAUUUUCUCAAAAAACACAACCGCCUUCAUACAGGUGAAAUGCCUUACACGUGCGGAAUCUGUAACAAAUCAUUUACAUUUCAACAGUCCUACCACAAACACCUUCUUUAUCACAGUGACGAAAAACCACACGUGUGUUCUGUGUGUAGCCGUGCGUUCAAAGAACUAUCAACGCUGCACAAUCAUCAACGGAUACAUUCCGGUGAAAAGCCGUUUGCCUGCGAAACAUGUGGAAAGUGUUUUCGACAGCGUGUUUCUUAUUUAGUCCAUCGUAGAAUACACACUGGUCUGAUGCCGUACAGGUGUUCUGGAUGCGAUAAAAGCUUUCGCUAUAAGGUUUCCCAGCGGACACAUAAGUGUCCAGCAAGUCCACCAGGAACGGUCGUGCGCAAAACGGGUGACUUGCUACAAAAAUUAUUGCAAUCUUCUUCCAUUCUCGAGGAAGGCUCUUUAUCAACGCAACCACAGCAGGAGUCACUGUAUCUCGAUAAUGCUCUUAGUCAAAAUGUCGCGGAGUCGACUGUCGACAAACAAACGGCUGAUUACGUUAAUCGUACUCUAGACGAACUGGUCAAGGGGACAUACGACAAGCUCGACAUCGGAAACAGUUCGUCGUCGUCCUUACUGUAUGAUCUACAACCGCAGACCCAGCAACUCUACAAUGAUGCGGAGAUGCUACAACAACCACAACCGCAUACAUCCUCGGUUUCGCCAAGUUUUCCUCGAAUAGAAAGUUUGUGUCUAUUAUCACCCAGUGCUUUCGAUAACGGUCAGUUAGAGGAACUCACAGGCCUAAAAUUAGAUAACGAAUGGUAAAUGCGGCCAACCAACUGAUAGGUGCCUAUCGCUCAUGACAAUUUAUAUGAUGUAUUAUCGAUACAGUAAUUUAUCUCCCUUCGAAGGUAAU